GUCCAGCCUCUUUAUUUCUACUUUGAGGCUGGUUCCUCAAAGUGUUUCUAUGAACAACUUCCCGCAGAUACCAUUGUUGUCGGACACUAUUACUUGGAAGAAUGGAAUGAGUCUUUGGGUCAUUUUGACAUUCCGAAUGAUUUAAAUCUUGGUAUUUUAGUUCAGCACAUGGAAGCUGAUCACCCACUUGUCUCGUCUAGAGGACAGCCUGAUGGUCGGUUCGCGUUCAGUACCCACCAAGCCGGUAAUCACGAACUCUGCUUCCAGACGGAAUACCAUGGUUCCCGCAUGGCCAACCAUCAUAUGCCUGAACUCCGCAUGCACCUUGACAUUAUUAUUGGAGAUGCCCAUCGUUCUAAUACAGAGGAGGAUAAAGAACACUCACAGGAUCUUUUGUCGCGGGCGCGUGCACUGAAUGCAAAAAUGCGCGACUUGCGCAAGGAACAACAAUACCAGCGUGAGCGUGAAAUGGAGUAUCGCAAUCUGAGUGAGGCAGUGAACUCUCGUGUUCUGUGGUGUAUCAUAAUCCAGAUGGUUGUGCUUUUGGGCUGCUGCAUUUGGCAAUUGUUCAACCUUACGACCUUCUUCGAGGACAAGAAGUUCAGAUAG
Molecule: messenger RNA, 609 nt
Organism: Malassezia sympodialis ATCC 42132
Lineage: Eukaryota; Fungi; Basidiomycota; Malasseziomycetes; Malasseziales; Malasseziaceae
Source: the annotation of a RefSeq genome assembly